Molecule: messenger RNA, 3010 nt
Organism: Heterocephalus glaber (naked mole-rat)
Lineage: Eukaryota; Metazoa; Chordata; Mammalia; Rodentia; Bathyergidae
Gene: Or51e1
Product: olfactory receptor family 51 subfamily E member 1
Biological process (GO): G protein-coupled receptor signaling pathway
Cellular component (GO): plasma membrane
Molecular function (GO): olfactory receptor activity; G protein-coupled receptor activity
Source: RefSeq, a predicted model, not a curated record
UGCCAGUGAGACCUCAAAGAGGAAGUGGAGACAGAGAGGGCUGGGCUUUAGCACAGCCUGCUAGACUUCUUUUGGAAGAGUGCUGGGAAGAACACACUCCUGCAGGACAACUGAGCUGCUACGUGCCUGGCACUGGCCUCAGCCCAGCUCCUUCACUAUGGUGGUCCCCACUGGCAAUGAAUCCAGUGCUACAUAUUUCAUCUUAAUAGGCCUCCCAGGGUUGGAAGAGGCUCAGUUCUGGCUGGCCUUUCCAUUAUGCUCACUCUACCUUAUUGCCGUGCUAGGUAACUUGAUGAUCAUCUACAUUGUGCGGACUGAACACAGCUUACAUGAGCCCAUGUAUAUCUUUCUUUGCAUGCUUUCUGGCCUGGACAUCCUCAUCUCCACUUCGUCCAUGCCCAAAAUGCUGGCCAUCUUCUGGUUCAAUUCCACUACCAUCCAGUUUGAUGCUUGUUUGGUACAGAUGUUUGCCAUCCAUUCCUUAUCUGGCAUGGAGUCCACAGUGCUGUUGGCCAUGGCCUUUGAUCGCUAUGUGGCCAUCUGCCAUCCACUACACCACGCCACUGUGCUUACAUUGCCUCGUGUUGCCAAGAUUGGCAUGGCUGCUGUGAUACGGGGUGCUGCACUGAUGGCUCCCCUGCCUGUCUUCAUCAAACAGCUACCCUUCUGCAGCUCCAAUGUCCUUUCCCAUUCCUACUGCCUACAUCAAGAUGUCAUGAAGCUGGCCUGUGCUGACAUCCACGUCAAUGUCAUUUAUGGCCUCAUUGUCAUCAUCUCUGCCAUUGGCCUGGAUUCCCUUCUCAUCUCCUUUUCAUAUCUGCUUAUCCUUAAGACUGUGUUGGGUUUGACACGUGAAGCCCAGGCAAAGGCAUUUGGCACUUGUGUUUCCCAUGUCUGUGCUGUUUUCAUAUUCUAUGUGCCUUUCAUCGGAUUGUCUAUGGUGCAUCGUUUUAGCAAGCGGCGUGACUCUCUCCUGCCUGUCAUCAUGGCCAACAUCUACCUGCUGGUUCCUCCUGUGCUAAACCCCAUUGUCUAUGGAGUAAAGACAAAGCAGAUCCGACAGCGCAUCCUUCGUCUUUUCCAUGUGACUACACAUACGACAGAUUCCUACUGAACAACUUUCUUUUCACUCAAAGUCCUCCAAUUCAGAUUUUUCACAUCAAUGUUUUGGAAGACAGUAUUAAAAAAACAAAUCUCCCUUAACAGAAUACAACUCAGAUCCUUCAAAGAUGAAACUGGUUGGGAAUUCUCUAUGUGGAAGGGGAUGGGAGGACCAUACAAUCCCAAUAUCCAUUUUUUCCAUAUUAUAUUCCCCUUAGUUUUUUCUUCCUAUGAUUAUUAAAAUUCUGGCAUAGUGGUGGCUGGAAGAUUUUCAUUUUAACAUUCAGUCCAGAUUGAAGUUGCUUUCUCUGGUGGUCCACAGGGCUCUGAGAAAAGGAUAGUGCAUCUGAAGGACGUUUGCCAAAGGCCUAAGCAUGACAAAAGGAAAAUAAAUACAAGAAUCCAAUAAAAUUAGGUCAUCUGGUUUAAGACUCCAACUUUCUCUUCAGAAGUCCUAAUAUUUCUGGAUCUCAUGAAAGAAGAUAUGCCUGGCUUUUUUUCUUCAAGACAACCUCCACAGAGAAGAAAUAAUUGCUUUUUCUUGGGGCACUGGGCUCCAAAGAGAAGGUUGCAAAUAAAGUCUUAAAAAUAUCAUAUUGGCCUGUACUUUGUUCAGAGAAUGAAAGAUAACACAUUUUGUUCUGAAAGUUUCCACAGCCUAUGAACUCUCAUUUCCUUAUUUAAUUUUAAAAAUCAAAUUUUUGAUUUAGGCAGAAAUAUUAGCACCCUCAUUGUACAAAGAAGAAAUUAAUGUUUCAUGGGAAACAGUAAAUUGCAUAGGAUCACAUAAGCUCAAAAGAAUUAAGACUUUUAAUAUUCAAUUUUACAGCAUAUGACAGGAUUGGUAGACCAGUGUGUUAGGUAUUUCCAGAGUUUUGCAUUUUCUAGAUGAAGCAUUUAAUCACUCAUUCUGUGUUGUAUUGGGGAGUUUCCUGUCACAUGGCUUUAAUUCUAAUAGCUCUUGUUCUUCCUGAUUUGGUUGCCACCAUGCCUAUAUUGUGGAAGCAGGAAUAGGUUUGGGGAGUUCUCAAAUAGUGAUUUAUUUGGGAAAUAUUGUGACUAGCAGUGGAAUCAGGGACAUCUAAGAGACCCUUUAGGAAGAGAAGUAGCUGAGACCAUCCAGCAGCCCAUGGAAUAAUGGCAGGACUUGUUACCACAGACCAGAGAGUCGAAAGCAAGAGGCACCAUAGGUUUAAGUAGGGCCAAUAGCCCAUAUGGCUGGACUGCAAGCAAGACUGACGGAAAGUUGGAUGGGUAAAAAGUGAAGAAAGUCUACACACAGGCACUGCAUGUCCUCACACGUCCCCAGGGCUUUGAGCUGUCCUGCAGAGGAAGGUCAUAAAAUGAAGGUUGUUCAGCAAUGUCAAGUGAAAGAGCAAUGAAGACUGCAUCCUUGCUGGCUGUACUUAGCAUGAGUUUGGCCCUGUGGUCCACCUGGGAGCCCUAUAAACCAGGCACAGCACUUUUAGAAGGGUGGUGGGCACCAUGGGAAUAUAAGUACGAGUGGAUUAGACAGGAAUUGAGAUCACCACCCAUGGGGAAAGCCCUAACAGACCCAAGGUGAGGCAGGUGAGUAUGAGAGCAGGCAGCAUAGUGAAGAGUAGAGCAUGUUGCCAAUCUGAAUUUUCUUGCCAUAGCUAGAGGCACAGAGGCCUACCUGGUAGAGAAGCAUAGAAACAGCAUAUGCAAUUUCUUGGACUGUGAUGGAAGAGAUGAUGAUUGUGGCCAAAAUGAAAUUGGCUGGGCCCAGGUGAGUGGUGGACAAAAGAACUAGUAGCAUAAGAUGGGGUCAGUGCAGGCUUCAGUCACUUUGAAUUACAUGGAGAAUUAGUUGAUCUCUCAGAAGUGUGCUGACUCUGGAGUUGAAAAAAGAAUAAAGAGAGAGAAAAGAUGCAUUUUCUUCUUAAUA